This is a messenger RNA of Nematostella vectensis (starlet sea anemone), 4469 nucleotides long. RefSeq names its product importin-5. The transcript has 25 exons. The record is from RefSeq and is a predicted model, not a curated record. Gene Ontology annotation, cellular component: cytoplasm; nucleus. Gene Ontology annotation, biological process: protein import into nucleus. Gene Ontology annotation, molecular function: nuclear import signal receptor activity. Lineage: Eukaryota; Metazoa; Cnidaria; Anthozoa; Actiniaria; Edwardsiidae. Bases 8 to 3343 code for a protein of 1111 amino acids.
GUCACGCAUGCGCACAGCGCUUAGGUUGGGCAAUAUGGUAGGAAACAACAUGGCGGAUCAAGUCCAACAAUUCGAAGCCCUGAUCGGCCAACUUAUGUCUCCGGACAAUGAUACAAGGAACCAAGCAGAGACUCAUUAUGAUGGCAUUGAUGAUGCGACCAAAAUUAGCUUCCUAUUACAGACUUGCCGUUUAUCUGGUAUAGUAGAGGUUCGACAAAUGGCUGCAGUUCUCCUUAGGAGGAUUUUUACAGCAACAGUUGAUUUCCUUAAAAAGAUUGAUGAGAAUACUCAGAACUUGAUGAAGGAAAGUCUUCUGAAAGGCAUACAUGAAGAACAGGAUAGCAAUGUGCGCAAAAAGAUCUGUGAUGCAGUGUCUGAGUUAUCAAAAAGUUUUCUAGAUGAUGAUGGUUAUAAUCACUGGCAAGAGCUCCUAAAAUUCUUGUUUGAGUGCUGUAAUUCUCCGCGUGCAGAACUGAAGGAGUCUGCUCUUAACAUUUUCUGCUCUUUCCCUGGCGUGUUUGGUAACCAACAGGAUCACUACUUGAAUGUCAUCAAGCAGAUGUUAUGGCAGUGCAUAAAUGACCAGACCAGUCAAGCUGUGAGAUUUGUAGCAGCCAGAGCUUCUUGUGCAUUUAUCACGGAUCAGGUUGGGGAGGCAAAGCAGAGGCAGUUUGUGGAGUUAGUCCCUGGUAUUAUUCAGACUGUGCGUGAAAGUGCUCUGGCGAGCGGGGAUGACGCUGUCUUAAAAUCAGGUUUAAUCGAGCUUGCUGAGAACUGCCCCAAGUUGCUGCGUUCCAACUUGGAGCCUCUGCUGAACUUAAUGCUUGAUAUUGUCCGAAACGCCGAGCUUGGGGAAAAUUGGCGGCACUUGUCUGUCGAAUGCAUCGUGACUUUAGCGGAGACAGCUCCAGCUAUGAUAAGAAAGCUGCAAAAAUAUAUUCCUCUAAUAAUUCCUCAGCUGUUGGCGAUGAUGGUGGACUUGGAUGACAAUCCUGAAUGGAGCAUCUCUGAUGAAAUUGAGGAUGAGGACUAUGAAAGUAACACUGUUGUUGGAGAGAGCUCAUUGGACCGAUUAGCUUGUGCUUUGGGUGGUAAAACCAUUCUCCCCCACAUUACUGCUACCAUACCCCAGAUGCUCAACAAUCCUGACUGGAGGUACCGUCAUGCCGGGCUGAUGGCGAUAUCUGCGGUAGGGGAGGGGUGUCAGAAACAGAUGGAGGCCCUACUUCAGAGUGUAACAGACACCGUGCUUCCCUUCCUGAAUGACCCACAUCCCCGUGUCCGAUAUGCUGCAUGUAAUGCAGUUGGGCAGAUGUCGACAGACUUUGCUAAUGCCUUCCAGAGAAAGUUCCAUAUGAAGGUAAUUCCUGGUCUUCUGCAUGUGCUAGACGACCUGGCCAAUCCCCGCGUCCAGGCCCAUGCUGGUGCUGCCCUUGUCAAUUUCUGUGAGGAUUGUCCCAAGUCCACGCUUCACCCAUACCUGGACAGUAUCCUGGCAAAACUAGAGGCCGUCCUCUCAGCCAAGUUACAAGAGCUCCUUCAGCGAGGGACAAAACUAGUAAUGGAACAAGUUGUGACAACGCUGGCCACAGUGGCCAACACAGUAGAAGAGAAGUUUGCCCCACACUACGACCGCUUCAUGCCAAGUCUCAAGUACAUUGUCCAGAAUUCCAACAGUACAGACUACAGACUGCUAAGAGGCAAAACUAUUGAGUGUAUUAGCUUUAUUGGGCUUGCUGUCGGCAAAGAUAAGUUCCUCCCUGAUGCCAGUGAAAUCAUGCAGCUCCUUUUGAAGACACAGACAGACAUCGACUCUCUCGAGGCAGACGACCCGCAGGUGUCCUACAUGAUCUCUGCCUGGGCGCGCAUGUGCAAGAUCAUGGGCACAGAGUUCACCCAGUACAUGCCGCUCGUCAUGCCGCCCCUUAUGAAGGUUGCUAGUAUCAAACCUGAAGUCGCCAUUAUUGACACGGACGACCCAAAAUCUAACCAGUACAGUGAGGAUGAGGGCUGGCAACUGAUAUCUCUUGGAGACCAGCAAAAAUUUGGCAUCAACACAGUUGGACUUGAAGAGAAAAGCACAGCUUGUCAGAUGCUUGUGUUGUACGCCAAGGAACUCAAAGAAGGUUUCUCUCCGUACGCCGAGGAGGUAGUCCAGUUAAUGGUUCCUCUCCUCAAGUUCUACUUCCACGAGCUUGUGCGCUCUGCGGCCGCCGAGUCCUUUCCUUACCUUCUUGAAUGUGCAAAGUUCAAGGGGGAGGCGGCCGUGAGGCAGAUGUGGGCGUACAUCUGUAGUGAUCUUCUCAAAGCAGUCCGUUCAGAGCCGGACUCGGACAUUCAAAUCAUUUUCCUCGAGAACUUUGCUAAAUGCGUUGAGACCCUUGGUAAUGGCUGCUUGACUCUUGACUUCUUUAAUAUGUUGGUGGAAAUCAUUCAGGAGGUUUUACGAGCGCAUCGCGAGCGGCAAUUAGAAAGACAAAAUAAAAGAAAAGAUGAAGAUUACGAUGAAGAAGUUGAACAAGACCUUCAGGAUGAGCACGAGACAGAUGUAGAGAUUCUUAGUAAGAUCGCGGAUGUGAUGCAUGCGGUUCUGGGUACACACAAGGAAGAGGCCAUCCCCUUUUGGGAAAGACUUUUACAAGAUUUCCACGCACUGAUCGCUCCUGAGCGGUCAGAGGCUGACAAACAAUGGGGCUUAUGUGUGUUUGAUGACGUCAUAGAGCAUUUUGGCACGGCGUCAUUCGCGUACAAGGACUACUUCUUAUCCUCUAUGUUAAAUUACUGCAUCGACAAAAGUGCUCCCGUGAGACAGGCCGCGUGUUAUGGCGUCGGUAUAAUGCCCAUCUCGUCGAAGGAAUACGCCCAGGCCUGCGCAGAUGCGCUGCCCUUGUUGGUUCGAGUUAUAAACGACCCCCAGUCCAGGUCACGUGAGAAUAUCAACGCCACGGAGAACGCCAUCUCGGCCGUCACCAAGAUCUGUAAAUUUAACCAUGGCAACAUCAACGUCGAUGACGUCAUACCCACGUGGUUAUCGUGGCUGCCAAUUAUCGAGGAUAAAGAAGAAGCGACGCAUGUGUAUGGCUACCUGUGUGACCUGAUAGAAGCAAAUCACCCCCUGGCUCUUGGAACAGAUAAUAGCAACCUUCCAAGAAUUCUCCAGAUAUUCGCUGACGUUUUUGUGUCGGAAGUGUUGAGCGAGGACGAGGCCACUACUCAACGCGUUCUCAGAAUUAUCGCGCAAGUCCAGCCCAUGGAGGCCGUGUGGGCGGCGUGUCUCGCUCAACUCACCGAGAUGCAGCAAGAGGCCCUAAGGAACGCCAUGACGGGAGGACAAGGGCAGUGACCUACACAGAAUCUAUCAAUCAGAGAGAGGAGUCCCAGGACCAUGUUCGCAACUCGCCGCUAAGCUCCCUCGUGAUUUCCGCUCCCUCGACGUGAGGUGUAAUUUAUGCCGCGCGUCGUCUUGUUGGGACAAAUGACGAUAGUUUUUAUUGUACUGUCAAAAAGAUCAAGUUUGAGCUUGGAUCGAGCGAAUCUGUAGCACCGCGUCCCGCGAGAAUCCCGCAUCCCGCAAGGUGUCCUCGCUACCCUGAACGGUGCCGUAUUUCCUGCGACUUUUGAGACCUUCCGUGCGUGUCUAGGGAUCUGACGUUUCUCUGACCGCAAAGAAUUAAACGUUGCCAUAGCAUUUAGACUCUCGUGACGCCGUCGUAUCUCUAGCGCUUACUUUGUUUUUGCAACAUGAAAAGUUCUAUUUUGUAUUCAAGCUUUGAUGAUCUGUUGGAAAUUUGGGAGCGUAGAAGAGAAGAGAUGAAGUCUAGGUCGUGAUGACGUGACGUGUCUUGAUGCGCCUUGCGUGACCCUAGUUGCGUGAUCUUAUCCUGCGGACCCCCUGUGUGUUGCAUGAUAAACCAAUCGGAACCUAGUUCUACAUCACGUGUUGGGGAUCCAGGGGAAGCUUAGUUGUCACUUUGUAUGACCCAUUGGCUGGCGGGAACGCAUCUACAGUCGCGUAGGGUUGCAAAGAGACUUACAAAGAAAACCGGAAACAUUUUUUUGGAUAUUGGAUGUAAUGCUUUCUUUUGUUCAGUGCUUUGAUGUGUGACUAUCCCUGCCGCCUGCUAUAUUUUUCGGACAGCAGUAUUCUUUUUAGAAAUUAUCCCUUAAAGAAAAUGUAUUAGAAAACUAUAACUACAACAAUGGAGCAGAAAUGAGCGUGUUUAGAGUAGGCUAAUCGCUAAUAAUACAAUCAAUUGCUGUCCAGUUUUCGUAAGAUAAAGUCUGAUGAAUAUAUUAUUUUCUUUUUAGUAUUCAAACAUUUGGAAGCUUUUAGGAAGGAUUUUGAAGGGAAGGUUAAUGGAAUUGUAUGACAAGUUGGCGGCGGUUGCUAAGGUGGACUGUCGGUUGCUAUCGCCAAAAGAUAAUUGUUUCUUUCUAAAAUGUAUUAAAUAAAUGACAGAUAUUGCUUA